Amyelois transitella is the source of this 454-nucleotide messenger RNA. It is a transcript of the gene Srp9, whose product is annotated as signal recognition particle 9 kDa protein. Bases 187 to 423 code for a protein of 78 amino acids. Gene Ontology annotation, cellular component: signal recognition particle, endoplasmic reticulum targeting. Gene Ontology annotation, molecular function: 7S RNA binding. Gene Ontology annotation, biological process: negative regulation of translational elongation; SRP-dependent cotranslational protein targeting to membrane. The record is from RefSeq and is a predicted model, not a curated record. Lineage: Eukaryota; Metazoa; Arthropoda; Insecta; Lepidoptera; Pyralidae. The transcript is spliced from 2 exons.
AUUGUCAUUGUCAAUCUAAGGUAGGUUGGUACCUAAGACCUAACCUAUCUAAUCUAUUUACAAAAAUAAUCUGCAAUCAAAAGAACAAUAAAUCCUCUACAUAUUCAUUCCACUUUGUGAAUAAAUCGGCCUAGGCUAAGCACUGAACAAAUAUUGGCAGGCAUUAAAUAAGAUAUACAUAACAAAAUGACAUUUAUACCUAACUGGGAGGAAUUUGAAAAGUCUGCUGAAAUGUUAUACCUUCGAGAUCCAAUGAAUACUAGAUACAGCGUUAAAUAUUCACAUUCAAAGGGGGUCUUUCUUGUAAAAAUUACAGAUAACAAAAAGUGUCUUCAAUAUAAAACUGAAGUGCAGCAAGAUGUACGAAAAAUAGACAAAUUUGUUUCAAAUCUAAUGAGGCAUAUGGCAUCCAAUGAUAACUAGUUAAUUUUUUUAAUAAAUAAAUAUAACGAAA